UUUUCCUUCACUGUGUCUCACUCAUUCAGCCGCCAGACAUUACUUUUUCUGAAUAUAUUCAUGCAUUGAUUUGCGUGACUUGUUGCAAAAUGCGUGCUGUGUUAUUAACUAUUUUAAUAUUGUUCAAAGAGGUUACUGGAACGUCGUUUUUACAAACGGCUGCACAUGCUGUCAGAGAUUUCAAACUUCCUGCAUUUUCAGAUACAAAUGGUCAUGCUUGUUUUUCUACCGACUCUUGGAUGACCACACCAAGUGGCAAGAAACGAAUGGAUCAAGUCGGAAUUGGGGAUCUAGUCCUGACUGGUAACUUGACCGCAACGUAUUACACUCCAAUUAUAACGUGGAUGCAUCGCGAGCCGGAGAACCGAUAUAAUUUCUACACUAUUAUGACGGAAUAUGGGAAGAUGCUCGCUGUAUCUGCAAAACAUCUUAUCUAUAGAAAUCUUUGUGAUGAAAACUACGCGGAGUACGUCAAAUACCUUCCCAAAGGUCGAAACGUGGUCUACGCUGAAGAGCUUAAAGUUGGAGAUUGUCUAGUUCUUCUUUACAAAGGAAAAUUUCGCCAACAAAGAGUCAUGAGAAUAUCGAUAACCGAAAGAAAGGGAAUUUAUGCCCCAAUAACAAAAAACGGGCGAAUUAUUGUGAAUGAUAUCGUAGCAUCGGUUUUCAGUGGAAUCAAGCACACACGGUUACAAUCCGAUUACUAUUCUACCAUAGCCUAUGCACAGAGCUGGUUAUGGAUAUUUGGAGAAACUGUCUUUCACAAAGCCACAAUCCCAAUCGGUUCAGCAUUAGCUUCAGACGUACUCCGGUUAGUAAUACCAUAACUGAAAAUUUAACUCAAUCAUCUAAUUACAUUCUAUCUUUUAUUACGAGUUUUUUGUUGAUAUUUUAAAAAUUAAAUAAUUAUGUUCAUUGUGUAUGAAUAAUUCGUAUUU
Caenorhabditis elegans is the source of this 938-nucleotide messenger RNA. RefSeq names its product HintN domain-containing protein (gene hog-1). The coding region runs from base 90 to 827 and encodes 245 amino acids. The transcript is spliced from 7 exons. NCBI's taxonomy places the organism in Eukaryota, Metazoa, Nematoda, Chromadorea, Rhabditida, Rhabditidae. Gene Ontology annotation, biological process: protein autoprocessing. The record is from RefSeq and is marked reviewed.